Molecule: messenger RNA, 514 nt
Organism: Prorocentrum cordatum
Lineage: Eukaryota; Dinophyceae; Prorocentrales; Prorocentraceae
Source: the annotation of a GenBank genome assembly
GGAACACCAGCAACAUUCGACGAGCAGAAAAGCUGCACGAGCAUAGACUUUGGGCGCUCAGGGCGGCAUUCUGGGAUCUGCGCUGCCCCGGAGGCGCCUCCGGCGCCGCCCCUGGCGCGCUCCGCGCGCCAGGGAGGACGGUCCAGCGCAGAUCCAAGAAAUCCGCGCGGAGCGCCAAAAUUAUAUGCUUAUGAAGUUCUUUCUUCAUCCAAGCAUGACACUGCAUACCGACGAGGAAAAAAACUUGGCAGCCCAUGCAACUAUGGACGCCUGGGCCCACUUCGCGCAGGCCGACAUCGUGGUCAUGUCUCGGAGCAGCUACAGCCAUGUCCCAGCGAUGCUGAACACGAAUUGCGUCAUCUACCAGGAGUACUGGAACGCGCCGAUGGAGGGGUGGAUCUGGGCAGAGGAUUCGGAGCAGGGCUCCAGAAACCUCUUCGACACGGGCGCGUUCAACACGUGCCUCCGGCGCAUCGCGCGGCCGAGCUGGGGCCUCCUGGGCGCCGCGCGCUAG